Messenger RNA from Hippocampus zosterae (dwarf seahorse), 4425 nucleotides. RefSeq names its product N-acetylglucosamine-1-phosphate transferase subunits alpha and beta (gene gnptab). Gene Ontology annotation, molecular function: UDP-N-acetylglucosamine-lysosomal-enzyme N-acetylglucosaminephosphotransferase activity; calcium ion binding. Bases 176 to 3712 code for a protein of 1178 amino acids. Lineage: Eukaryota; Metazoa; Chordata; Actinopteri; Syngnathiformes; Syngnathidae. Gene Ontology annotation, biological process: N-glycan processing to lysosome; carbohydrate phosphorylation. The record is from RefSeq and is a predicted model, not a curated record. The transcript is spliced from 22 exons. Gene Ontology annotation, cellular component: Golgi apparatus.
CCUCGCCGCAAGGGGGCGACAAACUGCGGAGGCGAGAAAGCGGAAACGCUGCCACCGAAGAAGCGUUCACGCGCCUGCCCGUCAGGAGUGCUAUGGCGGUCAUCUGACUGAUCCCGCUCGUUUGGGAUGCCCCCUCUGUUUAUUUAACUUGAUUUUGCUCGUUAUUGUCGAAUGAAUGCGGCGCUAUGGUUGGCCCAGAAGAGCCAUGGUAGUCGUCAAUUCUGUGCUGAAGCUGCUACAGAGGCAGACGUACACCUGUCUGUCCCACCGCUAUGGGCUCUACCUCUGCUUCGGAGGAAUCGUCCUCAUGAUUGUGUCCGCUUUCCAGUUCGGCGAGGUUGUGGUUGAGUGGAGCCGAGACCAGUACCACGUACUGUUUGACUCCUACAGAGACAACUUGGGUGGCAAAUCAUUUCAAAGCAGGCUCUGCCUCCCCAUGCCCAUCGAUGUGGUGUACACGUGGGUGAAUGGCACAGACGUGGCUCUGCUCAAGGAGUUGGAGGCCAUGAGAGAGCAACUGGCAGAUGAGCAGAGAGCUCUGAGAGAACGUCUGGGGAAAAAUGCAAGUGAGACAACAGAAGAACUCAAAAUUAGGGCCAAAGCGGAAUGUUUGCUGUCUCACUGCAUCUUUGCGCCCAUGUUGGCGCUGGAACCCGCCCUGCCGGCCAACGCCACGGUCCAGGAGUUGCCGCAACUCUCACCUGCGCUGGCAGCCGCCAAGGAGUUGCUCCAACUCCAUAAGCCCGUCCACCCGUCCACCGCCGCCUCCGUGCUGGUCUUCAAUUCCCAGGCUGACGCUGAGAAAGCCUACAUAGAUGCGUUCAAGGAAGACAAGAAAUUGUCAGUGUCCAGAUGUUACCUUACCACAGAUAAAGAGGCUCCGGGUCUGAUCCGCAUGCAGACGCUGGCCUACCUCAGUGGUUUCCCGGGGUCCUUCAAGGAGACGGAGCAGCUGAGAGCAAAGCUGCCAUCUUUUGUCACCAACAAGAUGAAACGGUUUGAGUUGUAUUCGGAGGCGAGCGUCGCUCUGCUUCACCUCAAAGGCCCGCAAGACUUCGCUGACCUCAUGCAGAAGUCCAAGAAGAACCUGACGCUGGAUGGGAAGGAGCUGACCAUUAGUCCCGCCUACCUCUUCUGGGACCUGACCGCCAUCUCGCAGCCCAAACAGGAUGAGGACGUCUCGGCCAGCCGCUUCGAGGACAACGAGGAGCUGCGCUACUCUUUGCGCUCCGUGGAGAAACACGCCCCCUGGGUGCGACACGUCUUCGUGGUCACCAAUGGGCAGAUUCCCUCCUGGCUCAACCUGGAUAACCCCCGCGUUUCGGUCGUGGCGCAUCAGGAGCUCUUCUUGAACCACAGCCACCUCCCCACGUUCAGCUCGCCCGCCAUCGAGAGCCACAUCCACCGCAUCCCGGGACUCUCGCAGAAGUUCAUUUACCUCAACGAUGACGUGAUGUUUGGCAAAGACGUCUGGCCGGACGACUUCUACAGCCAUUCGAAAGGGCAAAAGGUUUAUCUCACCUGGCCCGUUCCCAAUUGUGCGGAGGGCUGCCCGGGAUCCUGGAUCAAGGAUGGCUAUUGUGACAAGGCGUGCAACAACUCUGCGUGUGACUGGGACGCAGGAGACUGCACUGGUGCCGCAGAGAGCGGCAGGUUCCCCGCUGGCGUCGGCGCCGGUGGUCCCGGCGGAGCCGGCGGACAAAUGUGGCAGUUUGCCGGCGGUCAGUUCGGCCUAUCCGCGGCCUCGUACUGUAACCAAGGUUGCGCCACCUCCUGGCUGGCGGACAAAUUCUGCGAUCAAGCCUGCAACGUGCUCUCCUGCGGCUUCGACGUGGGAGACUGCGGCACGGACCACUUUGGAGAGCUGCACCGCGUCACCCUGCUGAGUGACCAGACCGCUUACGUCCUCCCAGUUGGAGAGAUCAGACCUUAUUUCAGCUUUGAGCGGCUGGCUCACAGGGUUUCGGAGGCCCACGUGAGUGACAACCCGGUCGUGCGUCACACCUCCGUAGCCAACAAAUGGAAGACCAUCCACCUUCUGCUCCACCCCGGCCACAAUGCCAGCGUGGUCCAUUACAACGUCACCUUCCAAAGAGAGGACAGCACGGCGUUCACCAAGAUCUUCGACGUUACCGUCGACACGCGUCCGCUUCCGCAGGUUAACAGGACGCAGGCCAGCAGGGAAAGUUCCAGCCAGAAGCCUUCCGCGACGACGGAAGCGCUCUUUUUGUUCUCGGACGUACCCGAGGACAAGAGGGCUCCCAAGAUCCGGAGGAAGCAACCGGAUGAACUCAAGGCCAUCGUAGAAGUUCCCGCUGUCAACGAGUCGCUCUUGCCAGCUCCUGUGCGCAAUGAACUCGAAAAACUGGAUGAGAAACUCCUCAGAGGAGACAUCACGCUGAAGGGUUACAACCUCACCAAGGCUCAACUGCUCACCGCCGACUGGGAAGAACGUGACGGGGACCAACUUGCCGUUCCGAGCGUGGCGGAGAGGCCCAAAACCCCCGAACUGCUGCGCCACAUGACCAAAGUGAAGAACACCGAGUGGCAAGUGCAGCCCAAUCACAUCGCUCAAGUGGGGAGGAAGCUCCAGCACUUUGUCCCUGUUGACAGGGGCUUUCUACCCUGGGAGAAGAAGAAAUACUUCCAAGACCUGCUGGAGGAAGAAGAGCACCUGAAGAGGGCGCUGACGUACGACACGGACGGCACCGCCGGCGGACGCAAGCUACGGGACACGUUUGCCGACUCGCUGCGCCACGUCAACAAGCUGCUCAACCGCCAGUUUGGCUUCGCGUCCCGCAAAGUCCCCGCACACAUGCCGCAUAUGAUUGACAGGCUGGUCAUGCAGGAGCUGCAAGACACCUUCCCAGACGACUUUGACAAGACGUCCGGCCACCGCGUGCGCCACCCGGACGACAUGCAGUUUGCCUUCUCCUACUUUUACUUCCUGAUGAGCACUCAGCAGCAGCUUAACAUCUCGGAGGUGUUUGAUGAGGUUGACACCGACCACUCGGGCGUCCUGUCCGAUCGCGAGAUUCGCACUCUCGCCACGAGGAUUCACGAGCUGCCGCUCAGCCUCCAGGAUCUGACGAGCUUGGAGCAGAUGUUGAUCAACUGCUCCAAGACGCUCCCGAGGAACCUGAGUCAGCUGCACCUGGCUAACCCCACACAGGAGUCCUACUACGACCAAAGCAUGCCGCCAGUCACGAAAGGCCUCAUCGUGCACUGCACGCCCGUCUUGGACCGCAUUCGCAAAGCUUUCGUGGACCAGAACAAGUACAAGUUUGAGAUCAAGGGCGAGGAGGACAUCGCCUUCAAGAUGGUCCGCACCAACGUGUCGCACGUGGUGGGCCAGUUGGACGACAUCAGGAAGAAUCCCAGGAAGUUCAUCUGUCUGAACGACAACAUUGACCACGCCCACAAGGAUGCCGCCACCGUGAAGGCCGUGCUGAGGGACUUCUACGACUCCAUGUUCCCGCUGCCGUCCCAGUUCGAACUGCCCAGGGAAUACCGCAACCGCUUCCUGCACAUGGACGAGCUCAAGGAAUGGCGAGUCUACCGGGACAAGCUGAAGUUCUGGACCCACUGUGUCCUGGUGACACUGGUGGCUUUCACCGUCAUGUCCUUCUUCGCCGAACAGCUGAUCCAACUAAAGCGCAAGCUAUUCCCCCGACGCCAAAUGGCCAAGGAUGACAACCCCGAGAGAGUAUGAACCAGGAAGGCGUCGUCCUCACGAGCAGCAGCAGCAGCAGCAGCACCUCCUCCGUCCUGUUUGCUAGAUUUUUUUUUUCCAUUUGGCGAAAAAAAAGCUAAACUAGUGAUGAAGCCCAUGAUUUUUUUUUUCAUGGUUUCUAACUCAACACUCCUGAGGUCCUCUACAUAAACUCAGUUUUGUUUUUAUUCUCGAGGCCGUGCGCCGAAACAUAAAAAUGGUUUGCCUGGUGUUCCCAAAGCAAAAUUUUCUUUUGCCAUCGUGAUGGGAACUGUCGGACAUUUUACCGCCCACUUUGUUUUAAUGGAAUUGUAUGAAAAUGAAUCGUUAAUUUAAGUCAUUGUUGAUUGUGUCUUCAGCAAUAUGCGAUCGAGAAGUGCCUUCUUUGUUCAUUCCGAUACUUUUUUUGACAAAUGCUGUUUGUGAAAAUCUCAUCUACCAAUGUGCAUGCGUCCGUGCGUGGAUUCAAUGAGCCUUCCUUGAAUCAGAGUGUUUCGCGCCCGCUUUCCUCUUCAUCGUCUGCAUAUAGGUGUCUCCGUGGGACUCGGCAGACUCACUCUAAUGUCUGAAAUUCAGACACCUCGGCUCUUAACUUAUUUUUGGGAUUGUGACGUGGCCGUGGAGACCGAGCGCUUGAUCACGUGUGUCGCCGCCCUUUAAAAAGUCAGUUGCUAUGGUUCUUGCGAUUGAAAUAAAUUGUGUUUGGCCGGGUU